AUGGCUUCUUUUAUAUUUAGAAUGUUAGGCUUUAGUCUGUUAUGUUUGACAACAGUUAUAUUACAAGUCAACGCACAAGUUCAAUGCUCUGCUAGUUCUCCUUGUCCUGCAUCUGCACCUUGUUGCUCAGAAUUCGGGUACUGUGGCACCGGGCGUUUUUGUCUAGGUGGCUGCAAUCCUUUACUAAGCUUCAAUUCAACUUCAUGCGCACCAAAUCCCAUCUGUAAAUCAAUGACCUACAAUCUCAACGACACUAGUAAAUUUAUCAAUAGUGCAUCUUACAACGGAGAAUUGACCUAUGAUUUCACAACUGAUGGACAACCGAUAUUUUCCAAUAAUGUUGUAAUACUGACAAUGGCUCAGGGUUCUAAAGGUACUCGUAUAUCAACUACUCGGUAUGUUUAUUAUGGUAGAAUCACCGCUGUGCUAAAGACAUCCCGUACCCAGGGUAUUGUAACCGCGUUCAUUACCAUGUCGAAUGUUAAAGACGAAAUAGAUUGGGAGUGGGUCGGUUAUAAUCUGAAUAUGGGGCAAAGCAACUAUUUCUAUCGUGGUGUUAUCGAUUAUCAGAACGCCGCUACACAUCCAACCAACGCUAGCACUUUUGACAAUUUUCACGAGUACACAAUUGACUGGCAAGAAACCCAGUUACAAUGGUUCAUUGACGGGCAACUCGUUCGAACCCUCUACAAAAAAGACACGUUAAACGCCACAACAGGCGUCUACAUGUACCCGUCAACACCAUCGCGCAUCCAACUGUCAAUAUGGAAUGGUGGUGAAGGUGCAGCCGGGACAAAAGAAUGGGCUGGUGGCCAGACAAAUUGGAAUUCACCCGAUAUAAAAAGCCCCGGAUAUUUUUACGCGCAGAUCCGGAGUCUCGACAUAAAAUGUUAUGGUCAAGAGGCUAGUAAUUCGUCAAGUCAGCAAUUGACAAGUUAUGUUUACGGCGAUAAUGGUAAUAUAAGCGUUAGUAAUGCGAAUACAGUGAUCAAGGUGGCCACUUCACAAAGUCUAGGGUUACCGCAAGAUGCUGGAAAUGAUGUGAAUAAUAUGCCAAACAUUACGGGGCAAUAUAUUGAGGAUUUGAAGGCCAGCUCUGCCGAUAUCAAUACCAUCGCUUUGACUCCGAAGAAUUUGGCUUUGACCCUAUUGAGUUUGUUCUUUAGCAAUCUUUUGAACCUGCUAUAA
Ambispora leptoticha is the source of this 1188-nucleotide messenger RNA. The record is from the annotation of a GenBank genome assembly. Lineage: Eukaryota; Fungi; Glomeromycota; Glomeromycetes; Archaeosporales; Ambisporaceae.